Teleopsis dalmanni is the source of this 568-nucleotide messenger RNA. Its product is annotated as alcohol dehydrogenase-like. Gene Ontology annotation, cellular component: cytoplasm. The annotation marks the transcript as partial. NCBI's taxonomy places the organism in Eukaryota, Metazoa, Arthropoda, Insecta, Diptera, Diopsidae. Gene Ontology annotation, molecular function: oxidoreductase activity, acting on the CH-OH group of donors, NAD or NADP as acceptor. The transcript is spliced from 3 exons. The record is from RefSeq and is a predicted model, not a curated record.
UCAAAGCUUAUCAGAAGUCAAUGCUAAACUCAAGCUCUCCAAAACAAGAUAAUAUAUUUUUGCACAAAUAACAUAAAAUUUACCAAAAUAUUUCUUAAGUGGUAGGCAGUGCGAUUAUACGUUGGUUAACUUUUGCAUCGACUAAUUGCUCUAGCGAUAUUACAAAAUGGAUUUAAGUGGCAAGAAUGUUGUUUAUUUGGGUGGCUUCGGUGGUAUUGGUUCCAAAUGUAUUGAAGAAUUUCUACAGAAAGGCAUAAAGAAUUUGGCGAUUUUUGAUUUGCACGAAAAUGCAGCUGUGCUGGAGAAUUUGAGGAGCACCUAUACGGCAUCUAAUGUUUUUUAUAUAAAAAUGGAUAUUACCGAUAAAAAUAGCAUUGAAGCAGCAUACAAUGAAGCUGCAAAUAAAAUAGAUCACUUUGAUGUGAUAGUGAAUGGGUGUGGCAUUAUGAAUGAUAGUCUUAUCGAACUGACUAUACAAAUUAAUUUAUUGGGGCUAAUACACAGUACAUUAACUGCUAUGAAAUAUAUGAGUAAAUUAAAUAAUGGCAAAGGUGGACUUAUUGUUAAU